AUGACCGAGCCAUUGAGGGAUCAUAUCCCCGACGAAAGCCCGUCAAUCCGAUUCCGUCUCAUUCAACUGGACACUCUCAGUAUUUCUCCUUCGGAUUCUUCCCUUUGCUUGAAAACGUCGCCCUUCCUUCCUCGCGACCAACAGUUUUACAAAGUUCCAGUUGUCAGAUUGUUCGGCGCGACUCAGGCCGGCCAACGCGUCGUAGCCCACGUCCACGGGGCUAUGCCCUACUUCUACGUGCAAUUUGAGGCUGGGAUUAACCCGGAUACCGUGCAUAGCUACAUUCGCAGAUUGGGCGCUGCCCUCAAUUACGCAACUGCUGCUUCACUGGGAAAAAUUAAAAUGAGUAAUCCAGCCGAUCGAGGAAAACACCAAUACGUAGCUUUUAUUGCUCUGUGCAAGGGCAUCCCAUUCUAUGGAUUCCAUGUGGGCUAUCGUUAUUUUUUAAAAAUAUAUUGCUUGCAGCCCAAGUUCAAGAAGCGGAUGGCCGAAUUACUCCGAACAGGCAAGGUCAUGAAUCCCUUUGCUUAUUCCCAAGGCGCUGGAGCUCAAGCUUCUAGUCGACCUGGGGGAUUCAAAGUUUUCGAGGAACAUAUCCCAUUUCACUUACAGUUCAUGCUUGACCACAACCUAUACGGAUGUGGCUGGGUAGAACUAUCCAAUUGUGUUUUCCGAAGACCAUUGCCUGAUACGUAUAACACUGGCGAAACAUCUAACGGACCAAUUUAUUUGGCGAGUAACGUGCCAGCAUCUCAGAUGGCGCCCAUGGAUUUGAUAAAGUCUUCCUACUGUCCCAUCGAAUUGGACUGCACAGUAGCUGACAUCAUGAACCGCCACUGGGUCAAGGAACGCCAGUUGCAUCAAGACUUUGUAGAGUUUUUGAAACACCCCAUUCCAGACGAUGAAAAGUUGGUUCAAAGUGUCAAAGAAUUGUGGGAAGACGAGCGCAAACGACGCCAAAAACGCGGUCAGACAGGGCCAGAGGAAGUGCGCGAAACAGGUCCCGCUACCCAACGCGACUAUCCGAGAGGUGAACAGCCUCAAUGGUUUAUGGAACCCAGUUUUCGGUCACAGAUCGAAGAAUUGAUUCGCAACAAGCAUCAGAAUCCAGCCGAGCAAGAUACACUGGACCUCGAGACGGCUUUCAAACAGUUUGUCAAGCCCGAGUCAAAACUUUCGCAGUUGAUACCCACCACGUUCCAAGCCGUCGAUGCUAUUCAUAUCAGCAAGUGGAUCAAGGACGAGCAAGAGGAGAAUCCAUAUGGUAUCUGGGCCAUCCAUGGAAUUGGAACUGGUUCGGCUACCAAACCUGACAAUAAGCAAAAAUCGAAAGAUUCGGCCGAUGGGCUUUUCAACGAAGAAGCACAGCUGCAUCUUGGGAUCGAUGUCGCAGCUAUCCAGUCACAAAUGGAAAGCUACAAGGACGAAGGCCCGGACGACGAAAACGAUCUUGUUCAUAAUCCGGCACUUGAUCCAAUCGAAGAGGAAGACUUUGAUGAAUUGAAUUGGGACGAAAUCGAUAACCCCGAUGUAUUGGGCCAGGCUGAACCCAACGCUGGCGGAUCAAAGCGCGCAACUCCUACGAAAUCAAAAAAUUCCCGUUCUCCCGCAGUUUCUCCGUCCAAAAGGUUGCAAAGUCCUGCGAAGGGCCUCCAAUCUCCGAGAAAACUCAAUCUCGAUAAGCGGCUCCUUCAACCGGGCAGAAUACCAGCGGAUUCUUACGAGCUAGACGCAGAUAAUUCUAUGAAGCGGGAACGACAGGAGCAGGACGACGGCUUUUUUCAGCCUAAAGCCGGUAAAAUGAUGCGUUUUGUUGAGCGUCUUCAGCAAGACGAUAGUAUACCGAAAAUGAGCAUCUCGAAUGAGCACCACUCAGGCCCACCGUCCCGCCCAAUCGCCAGUACAAGUCUGCAGGUCGAGCGCACGGAUUCGGUUGCUCCCUCUGUACCAAUUCCUAACUCACGAGAUGUGAGCAACAAUGGCCAUCAGCAAGUCGGAUCAAGCUCAUCACGAGAAUCGCACGAGCUGUCCCUCAAUCGGUCAAACACACCGAAAUUUGAAGCAGAUCAGCCAGCAGAAGGCGACUUGGCCCCCGACUUGGAUUCCCUUUUCGCGAGCCAAUCAACCAUUACGAAUGAAAGAGCAAAGAUGAGACUCGACAUGGCUAUACUAACUCAAACCCAGCAUCCCAAAAAGAGCUGUACCGAAACUCAAUGGUAUCGAUACCAUGCGUCUCCCCCGUCAACAGUUGAGCUUGUAAACUCACUGAGUGACUUUGACUUACCGAUGAAAAUAUACAAAGAUCCAUUUUAUUCAGAUCCUAAUGAUGUGCCCACUCGGAAAAGAGAAUAUGCUGGGAGACAGUAUACCAUCUUGGGUAGCUCAUUGAGAUUCAUCAAGGAAUUCGAGCACGCGAUCAAAAGCUUUGGGGCGCCCGGACUCCUCUCGCAAAAGUCAAUCCCUCAUAUCCCCAGAUGGGAAUUCGCUACCCCUCCGCCAAAACUAUCUGCUUUGAAAAUGGCACCGAUAAGUAAAACUCUCAAAUGUCCAAAAGAUUUCCUGCUCGUUUCCCAGAUCGAAGGUCCAACUCAGCAUAACGGCGGCUUCAAGUUCACUCAAGUCAAAUCGAAAUCAACAGCGCACGAAUCACAACACAUGGACGUUCUUGCAAUUGAAGUAUAUGCCGACAGUAAGAACGAAAGACGGCCUGAUCCAGCUACAGACCAGAUUAGGGUAUUAUUCUAUUGUUUGAAAACGGAACGAGCCGAUAUCGAACUCAAUCGACCCGAUUCUAUUUCUCGCGUCGGUAUCAUCAUGGUGGAUGAGCAUCAAGAAAAUGCCCAGGAAUCUUUGCCACAACUUAGAUUACCCAAAUACGCUUUAGAUCAAUGUUGUGUUGAGGUAGUCCACACUGAAGUUGACUUACUGAAUUCACUCAUAGAUAAAGUCAGGAACUGGGAUCCAGAAGUCUUAACUGGAUAUGAAUUGGAAAGUUGGUCAUGGGGCUAUGUGAUGAGACGGGGUUGCGAGCUAGACUUUGACUUGGUUUAUGAGUUUGGUCGAGUCCGAUCCGAAUCUCACGGCCGAUUUGCUGGCAAAGACGAUAAAUGGGGAUAUACCCAUGGCUCGUCGAUUAAGAUAACUGGUCGCCAUGUCCUUUCAAUAUGGCGUAUUAUUCGAAGUGAACUAGCUUUAACCCAAUAUACAUUCGAGAAUGUAGUUUAUCAUGUUUUACGCACUCGAAUUCCGCAUUAUUCAUUUUCCACUCUAGCCAAGUGGUGGAAGGAGGGAACUGUAGAGCAACGAAGAAGGGUCUUAAUGUACUACAUUGCCCGGGUAGAGCUCGACAUAACUUUGGUUGAAGAAACCGAGAUCAUUUCGCGCAAUGCGGAAAUUUCUCGAACGUUGGGUGUCGAUUUUUUCUCCGCCAUCUCUCGAGGAUCACAAUUCAAAGUUGAAUCUGUCUUGUUUCGGAUUUCCAAGCCGGAAAACUAUUUGUUGCCUUCACCUAGUCGAGACGAAGUUGGAAAGCAGAAUGCUGCCGAAUGUAUCCCUCUUGUUAUGGAGCCACAAUCGGCUUUUUACAAAAGUCCCCUUUUGGUUUUGGACUUUCAGUCUCUCUACCCCUCGAUCAUGAUUGCUUACAAUUACUGCUACUCAACUUGCCUUGGCCGAGUGAGCCCUUUCAAAGGCGUUAAUAAGCUGGGAACUUCGACCCUAGACUUGCCUGAUGGUCUGCUCAGAUUGCUGAAAGACGAUAUUAUUGUUUCUCCCAACGGACUCAUGUUUGUAAAACAUCAUGUCCGCAAGAGCUUAUUGAGCAAGAUGUUGAGCGAAUUCCUAGACACGAGGGUUAUGAUCAAGCAAAGUAUGAAAUUCACCAAAGAUGACAAGGCACUGUCAAAAAUGCUUAACGCGAGGCAACUGGGUCUCAAAUUCAUCGCAAACGUGACAUAUGGUUAUACCAGCGCUUCUUUCUCUGGCAGAAUGCCCUGUGUUGAGAUUGCAGAUGCUAUCGUUCAGACUGGAAGGGAAACGUUAGAAAAGUCGAUGGAAUUCAUCCACAGCGUCGAGGAAUGGGGGGCGAAAGUAGUAUACGGCGAUACGGACAGUUUGUUUGUGUACCUACCAGGGAAAACCAAGGAAGAGGCGUUUAGGAUCGGAAAUGAGAUGGCAGACGCUGUCACCAAGAGAAAUCCCGCACCAGUUAAACUAAAAUUUGAGAAAGUUUACUUGCCAUGUGUCUUGAUGGCAAAAAAACGCUAUGUCGGGGCGAAGUACGAGAAUUUGAGCGAUACCGAGCCGGUGUUUGAUGCCAAAGGCAUCGAAAUAGUCAGGCGCGAUGGGAUUCCAGCGCUGCAAAAAAUCCAGGAGACCUGUCUCAAAAAGCUAUUCGCAACUCAGGAUCUCUCCGAUAUCAAGGCGUACCUUUACCGUCAAUGGCAAAGACUGUUACUUGGCAAAGUAUCCAUUCAAGAUUUCACCUUUGCCAAGGAGGUCAAACUAGGAAGUUACAGCGAGAAAGGUCCACCACCACCAGGUGCUUUGAUUGCAGCCCGGAAGAUGGCGAUAGACCCGCGAAGUGAACCCGCCUAUGCGGAGCGUGUACCCUAUGUUAUUGUCAAAGGGGCACCCCAAUCUAGGCUAAGAGAUCGAGCUGUUUCGCCGGAAUUACUUUUACAGAACCGUCUUUUAGCGCUUGAUGCGGAGUAUUACAUCAACCGAGUCUUCAUUCCAUCUCUUUCUCGCAUAUUUAAUCUCAUCGGAGUGGAUGUAGCGGCAUGGUAUCAAUCGAUGCCCAGAAUGAUCCGCGUAACAAAAUCGAGUGGAUUAUUCGAACCUGAUAGAGUGAACGUCACUGCCAAGAUUUCAGAUAAGCCAUCAGCGGAGCCUGUCAAUAUACAGCAUGCAGAUUUGGCACAACAAUUAACCAAAGCAAACAAACUUUUGGUCGAUGAGCAUUUCCAUAGUGACAGGUGCUUGAACUGUGAGAAGGAGGGGCAGAAGGGGAUUCUGUGUGAAAGUUGCUCUAGUAAUCCAACCGGAGUGGCAUGCUCACUUUUGACCAAAGCAAGAUCUAUCGAAAAAAAGAGAGCGCAGGUCGAAGUGAUUUGUAGGAGGUGCUCGUCUAUUUCGACAAUGGAAGCCAAAAUUGACUGCGAUUCAUUGGAUUGUUCGAUUCUAUAUGAGCGUGUCAAAACCAAUUGGAUGAUUGAAGACAGUGUCAAGUUGAUCAGCGCCGUCGAUCAAAUCGAAAAGGGAAAAAACUUGAGUCAAAUGACAUCGCUGGAGUGGUAG
Puccinia triticina is the source of this 5298-nucleotide messenger RNA. RefSeq lists its product as uncharacterized. Gene Ontology annotation, biological process: error-prone translesion synthesis; double-strand break repair via homologous recombination. Gene Ontology annotation, cellular component: zeta DNA polymerase complex; nucleus. The transcript is spliced from 21 exons. Bases 1 to 5298 code for a protein of 1765 amino acids. Gene Ontology annotation, molecular function: DNA-directed DNA polymerase activity; DNA binding; nucleotide binding. Lineage: Eukaryota; Fungi; Basidiomycota; Pucciniomycetes; Pucciniales; Pucciniaceae. The record is from RefSeq and is a predicted model, not a curated record.